CAAAAACUCAAUUUAAUUCCUUAAUCUUUAUAGCUAAAUAAGGAAACGAAAACAACAUUAUAAACAAAUACUACUUAAUAUAUUUAUUUCUAAUAACAAUUUUAUAAAACUAUGAAUAUGAUGAUAAUUGAUUAAAAACAAACAAAGCAAACACAAUUUUGUGUUGAUAUAAAAACGAGGCAAAAUUCAAAAAAGCAUCAGUCUCAGUCAGUGGUAGGUCGAAGUAGAAUACCAUAAAAACUAAAGCAAAAUGAAGUUGACUAUAGCCAUAUCUGUGCUUUCAUCUUUAGUUGCUUUAGCUUUGUGUCAAGAUAUUGCUAUUGAAUCCUAUAGCUCUACAACCAGUACAAAGUCCACAACAACUACCACGCCCACACCGACAACUACUACAACAACCACUAAACCAAACACUACACGACCCUGUUUGAAAGGCUGUAAGUGGAACAUCUACUUGUCGGAUUAUAAUUGCAGCAGAUUCUGGCAAUGUUCUGACGGAGUAGCCACCCUUCAAGAAUGCCCUUGUGAUUUACACUUCAACCCUGAAGCUAACGUUUGCGAUUGGCCGAAGAACUUCAAACAUGAAGUACCUUGUAAAGGAUGGACUUGGGAAGAUCAGAUUUGCGAAGCGCCAGAGACUACCACUGAACCUACGACAUUAUACCCCUUAUAUCCACCACCCUGUGACAAAGAUUGCCCUUACCUUCUCCACGUUCCUGAUGCUACAAGUUGCAAAUAUUUCUGGAAAUGCGACCACGGCAGAGCCUACAGGAUAAAAUGUCCAGAUGGUUUGGUCUUCAAUCCCGAAACAAAGGUUUGCGAUUAUAAUGGGUGUGAGGAGGGACGGGGAUGGACUUGGGAAGACUUGAUUUGCCAUGACAUAUCCACUGAAAAACCUUGCUGCGAAGAAACUACACCUGCAGAACCUGAAGAAGAAAAACCCUGUUGCCCUGUAGCUUGUCCAGUACAAUUGUUUGUACCAGAUCCAAAUUGUUGUAAUUAUUGGGACUGCACCAAUGGUGUAGCUACAAAAAUGACGUGUCCAUCCGGCCUUUGGUGGAAUCCAGAGGAAAACAUUUGCGACUGGCCAAAUUCAGAUUAUUGUGACAGACCAAAAUGGGAUGAUAGCAAAUUAGAAUGUCCGCUUUCCGCUAACACCACAACCGGAGGACUUAGUAGCACUACUCCAAAACCACCUAAAUGCGAGCCAGGAGUAGAAUACAUGGCAAACUUGCACGAUUGCGGAUCGUAUUGGCAGUGCAGAGACUUAGCUGCCAUAUUGAUGCCAUGUCCAAAAGGUCUACAUUGGAAUUCUCAAAAAAAUUACUGCGAUCAUCCAGAAAAUUGUGAUUGCAUACAGCCUUCAUAAAUAAAUUAGAUGUUUGUACAUUGUAUUUUUUUACAAAUGGUACUGUGAUAAUUACCUAGUAUUAUACUAUAUUACUUAUAUAAAUUUGCUCAAAUAAAUUUAAGGAAAUGUAAUUAGAUUUUUUCUUUAAAUAAAAA
Messenger RNA from Ceutorhynchus assimilis (cabbage seed weevil), 1503 nucleotides. The record is from the annotation of a GenBank genome assembly. NCBI's taxonomy places the organism in Eukaryota, Metazoa, Arthropoda, Insecta, Coleoptera, Curculionidae.